CCAGAAACAGAAUGUCGUUUGAAUACUUUAACAUCAGGGAUCCCGCGUGGCUUGCUACUCGCUUUCAAACGGGAGAAGAAGAUUACGUUCUGGUGAAACCAAAAGACUACUCAAAAGUUCCGAUCAAAAUAACCGACUGGAGUCCAUUGCCAUGCUGUACGACGAACUUGUUCAAGCGAUACGAACAUGAUCUGUUGAAUUUUGACGUGAAACCAGAUGACAUUUGGAUUGCAUCCUACCCUAAAAGUGGAACUACGUGGGUUCAGGAAAUGGUCUGGUUAAUCUGCAACGAUCUGGAUUACAACACGGCCCGUACGACUGUCAUCCGUGAUAGAUCACCCUUUUUGGAAGUCAGCACAAUUUUCAACAUCGGUGAAGAAUCCAGUUCUUUCGCGUACACAACCGAAACACCGAGUCCUCGGUUCAUCAAAACACAUUUGCCAGUGGCGCUGCUACCGCCAAAAAUUUGGAGCGUGAAACCUAAAAUCGUUCACAUCCAUCGGAAUCCAAAGUCAGUCGCCGUCUCCUACUAUCAUCACUCGAAGGAUUACAGAGGAACGAAGGAAGCUUUUGUCCGAUCUUUUAUGAAAGAUUUACAACUUUACUCACCCUUCCACCGACACGUUAUCGAGUAUCAUCAACUAGAAGACUAUCCGAACAUUCUGAAUCUCAGCUUCGAGGAUAUGAAACGAGACUUGAAGUCGUCGGUGCUGAAAACUUGUACGUUUUUCGGCCGGAACUACACGAACUCACAGAUCGAUGAACUUUGCCGACAUUUAUCGUUCGAGUCCAUGACUAAAAAUUUGGCCGUAAACUACGAAGAUGUGUUCCCGAACGAUAAGUUCAUUCGCGAAGGAUCCAUUGAUGGCUGGAAGAACGAGCUGAGCCCAGAGCUGAUUGCCGAAAUGGAUCAGUGGACUGAGCGCGUGGUUGAAGAGAAAUAUCGGUAUUUGUUUUCGGUUGCCUGAAUGAUUUGAGAUUAGAAUUAGAAUACACGCAGUUUAUACUUUUGCUUUAUGGA
Molecule: messenger RNA, 1021 nt
Organism: Malaya genurostris
Lineage: Eukaryota; Metazoa; Arthropoda; Insecta; Diptera; Culicidae
Product: luciferin sulfotransferase-like
Exons: 2
Coding region: 12-968 (318 amino acids)
Biological process (GO): sulfation
Cellular component (GO): cytoplasm
Molecular function (GO): sulfotransferase activity
Source: RefSeq, a predicted model, not a curated record